AGAGAGAGCUAUAAAACUCCUGUCAGAUAAAAUGCCGGGCUUUAGCGGCUUCUGAAGGACUGCAGUUUAACUCCACUAGGCUCAGCUAAAAUAAGAUAAGCUAAGCUAACUCUGUGUGUGCCUUACUGUCAGCAGCAGCAGCUCCUGGUGUGUAACCCCGGCUGAUUUCCCUCCUUCAUCAUGAAAUCCUCUAAGGAAGCUGUUCAUGCCGCCGCCAAGGAGUUCCUGGGUUUUGUGAAUCGUGGAGUUUCGCCGUAUCACGUGGUGGAAGAGUGCAAAUCACGUCUUUUAAAAGCUGGCUUCACAGAGCUGAAGGAGUCUGAGCAUUGGGACAUCAAACCAUCUAACAAGUACUUUGUGACCCGGAACUACUCCACCAUCAUCGCUUUUGCAGUGGGUGGCUUGUACAAACCGGGCAAUGGAUUUUCCAUGAUUGGAGCCCAUACAGACAGCCCAUGCCUGAGGGUGAAGCCUCGCUCUAAGAAGACGAGGUUGGGCUGUCUGCAGGUCGGUGUGGAGUGUUACGGCGGUGGAAUCUGGAACACCUGGUUUGACCGGGAUCUGACUGUUGCGGGUCGUGUCAUGGUCAAGAGUGGAGAUAAGCUGCUGCAUCGCCUGGUGCAUGUCCAACGGCCCAUCCUCAGGAUUCCUCACCUGGCCAUUCACCUGCAGAGAGACAUUAACGACUCCUUCGGCCCAAACAAGGAGAACCACCUAGUGCCUUUCCUUGCCACUGCAGUUCAGGAAGAGUUGGAGACUGGCUCAGCUGCUUCUGGUGAUGCGUGUAAUGCAGCAACCACACCAGAGAAGCACCACCCGGCUCUGAUCCGGCUGCUGUGUGGGGAGCUGGGGGUGGAGCCUGACACUCUGCUGGACUUUGAGCUGUGUCUGGCAGACACGCAGCCUGGGGCUUUAGGAGGUCUUUAUGAAGAGUUUAUCUUCUCUCCUCGUCUGGACAAUCUUCACAGCUGCUAUUGUGCUAUGACGGCUCUGAUAGACUCCAGCACAUCUACCUCUUUGGCUGCAGAUCCAAAUAUCCGUGUGAUUACUCUGUAUGACAACGAGGAGGUGGGGUCAGAGAGUGCUCAGGGUGCUCAGUCUAACCUAACUGAGCUGAUUCUGCGUCGCCUGGCGUCCACACCUACCAAUCUCACUGCCUUCCAGGAGUCCAUGCCCUUAUCCUUCAUGAUCAGUGCAGACAUGGCUCACGCCGUGCACCCCAACUACCAAGAGAAACAUGAGGAGAAUCACAGACCAGCUUUCCAUAAGGGUCCGGUCAUAAAGUUUAACAGUAACCAGCGAUAUGCCACGACUGCAGUGACUGCCUGUGUGCUGAGAGAGAUUGCAAGGAGAGCGGAAGUGCCUCUUCAGGAUGUGAUGGUUCGAAAUGACAGUCCUUGUGGAACAACCAUUGGGCCUAUUCUAGCAGCUAGACUGGGAAUUCCGGUGCUGGAUAUUGGUGCACCCCAGCUGGCCAUGCACUCUAUUAGAGAGAUGUGCUGCACCUCUGGUGUCCUCCAGACCACCAAUCUCUUUAAGGGUUUCUUUGAACACUUUCCAUCUGUGAGGAGCAUACUAGUGGUGGACUAGUGUGGUUCUUUGUUCCAGCACAGUGGGAGAGAUGGCAGAACAUCCCAGUAUUCAACUCUUGAAAAUCAAUUCAACCUCACUUCUCCUCUUCUCAUCCCAGUUCUUUGUACUUGUCUUAAUAAUCACAGCAGUGUAAUGGAGUAGGCCUGUUUAAUAGCUGUACUCCUGUAACUGCACUGUACGCUCUGUCCCUUUUUUUCAGUGGAAUUGUCAAGCACACAAUAAACAUUUAACAUACA
Molecule: messenger RNA, 1829 nt
Organism: Astyanax mexicanus (Mexican tetra)
Lineage: Eukaryota; Metazoa; Chordata; Actinopteri; Characiformes; Acestrorhamphidae
Gene: dnpep
Product: aspartyl aminopeptidase
Exons: 15
Coding region: 181-1590 (469 amino acids)
Biological process (GO): proteolysis
Molecular function (GO): aminopeptidase activity; zinc ion binding
Source: RefSeq, a predicted model, not a curated record